AUGACGGAGCCAAAUAAGCUCUCCAGCUUGCUGGAUGGAGCUGAAGCCACAACGGACGCUAACCACAGCUAUACUGCUCAAAAUGCACUGGAAAGUGAAGCAGUAACCCUUAUGGCGAAGUUGGAUCGCGUUGACCUUGCGCAAGAUGUCGAGCAAGUUAUACGGCAAGUCAAUGUUGAUCCGGAGACCCAGGAGGAGGAACUUACUGGUAUCAACUUGCUUGAUUCCGAAUCUCUUCCGUCUACAAAUGAAGACAUCUCUAUUGAUGGAGAAUCGCAAUCAGGACCUGAAUACUUCUUACAAAUUGCCAAAUAUGCACCUUUGCGUUUGACACUGGGUGAACGUAAACUCAUGCGUUUGCUUGAUAGCACUCUUCAUGUUAGUGAGUACACUGACAAGAUCGACAUUUUACACGAGGGUAACAAAUCUCGUAAGAUCCUUCGUGAGAUCAAGGAAGUAUGUGCAAUUCUAAGUGGUUUGGCGGUGGCACACAACUAUGACGAUGGUCAACGGCUAGUACGAGACCGAGAGUAUGCUGCUAAUGCUGAGUUUUUUAGAAACGUCUUCGAAAUUGGUAGACGUUACAAGAUACUAAACCCUGAUAAGAUCAGGAAUUCUUAUGGGAAACUUAUCUAUUUCCUCAUGGACUCACGAAAGCCAGAGAUACAAGAGCUACUGAAUUUCGAUUGUGUUGCACCCGUAAAAACGGUGUUUGGCCUACUUGCUACGAAACGACGUGGUCUUGAGCUACUUCAGGACCCUAAGAUACGUAUAGCUACAAUGGAGAUUUCACCAGAAGGCAAAACUCGUGCCGAUGUUCAGCGUGAAAUCUCCGCUAAAGAAGAGGCUGUGCGGUACCUCACAAACAAAUAUGCACGUAAGAAGGGUUCUGGAAUAAUGGGUAUCGAAUUUUCAUUUUUGACUCGACCAUUUGCUGGCUCUAACGAGGCUCAGGAUGAAGGUGAGAUGACCGCCGACGAGUUGCAGACUUGUCUAUAUUCUCUGUCGGACCACAACUCACACUUGAGAGCUUUCCGUCGCCCUUGUGACAUAAUGAUCGCAUACCUUAAGGAUAACUUUAAUCCAAGCGAAUCCAAUCCGAAAUAUAAUCUGUCUAUUUCCGCAGGAAGUGAAGGGUCAAGGCUUAGUCACGGCCAUGCGCGACAGUUUACCUAUGUCUUGCAAUCGUUAACUUUGUGGCGUGAAAUCGCUCACGACAUGUUUGCUUUAUGGCAUUAUGCGGAAGCGGACUUACUUGACGCUGGUAACCCUUACAGGUUGAGGAAUACCGGUCAGGGUCUCAACCGUGUUCAGGAUGGUCACAAUGUGAUAAACGGUAUGCGUAGGAUUUUACACCGAGUACAGCAGCAGGUUGGAUCUUGGGUUGGAUCUAAUAUGGUUCACCUUGGUGACCACAAUGUGCCCAAUUCAUUUAUGUUCAUCGACAAGUAUACUCAAAUUCCCCGCAUACUCUCACCUAUCGUUUCGUGUAUUGAAAAGAUACCGGAAUUGUAUAAGUCUACAACUGCUAUGAAGACGUAUAUUGACACCCAAUUUGGUGGUCCAAAGCAUCUAAAGAUGCUAAUUUUGACAGACUUCUUUAGACAUGCCUUCGACGGCAGUGGAGCUGACAAUUUCAAUGACGCCGGUAGCUGUAUUGACGGUCGUCUAACUUCGGCAUGGAACUGGUGUUCGAAGAUCGAGAAGAAGAAAUACUUCCCCGUAUUUUUGCUCACCUCUUUCUGUGGUUUUGACGGCAGAUUCGGCGAGGGAUGA
Molecule: messenger RNA, 1776 nt
Organism: Babesia sp. Xinjiang
Lineage: Eukaryota; Apicomplexa; Aconoidasida; Piroplasmida; Babesiidae
Product: UPF0652 protein
Exons: 3
Coding region: 1-1776 (591 amino acids)
Source: RefSeq, a predicted model, not a curated record